UGGCACAAACCUCACAUCACAAGACAAGAAGCCAUAAACAUGCUUCGUAACAAGCCCCCUGGCUCGUUUGUUGUCAGAAACAGCCACAGUUUCGCUGGGGGCUACGGACUGGCCCUGAAGGUCAGCCAACUGCCACCAAAUGUGCAAGCCAAAGGAGGUAACGUGUCUUCUAAUUUGGUGCGCCAUUUUCUCAUUGAGUCAACACCAAGAGGCGUCAAACUAAAGGGGUGCAGCAAUGAACCUGUGUUUGCCAGCCUGAGUGCCCUCAUCUACCAGCACUCCAUCACACCCCUCUCCCUCCCUUGCAAACUCCUUCUUCCAGAACCUGGUGACCCCUUUUCAAUUUUUUACCAAAGAUUCCUAAUAGAUGUUCUGUACUUGGACAGUUUCAACACGGAGAGUCUGACAGGUGCAGAAGCCCUGCAGAAAAGUGUCAGCAACAUUCUGUCGGAUAAUUGGAAGAACCAGACUGGUACCAAAAUAGAUCUGAGGAUUUCAGGUCAGGGGGUGGUACUCACUGACCACAAACACAGGAUUUUUUUUCGGAGGCAUUAUCCGCUGGAGUUCAUUUCAUAUUGUGGCUUGGAGCCAAGUGCAAAGAUUUGGACUUUUUCAGAUCACGAUGGCAACACACUCUUUGGAAUAGUGGCGCGAAAGUUAGGAACGUUGUCAUGUAACGGAUGUCACGUGUUCAUGGAGGUGGAUGUGUCGCAGUUUCCCGCUUCCUACGUCGUUCAGUCACUCAAUCAACUGCUCGGAGGA
Messenger RNA from Helobdella robusta, 762 nucleotides. RefSeq lists its product as hypothetical. Lineage: Eukaryota; Metazoa; Annelida; Clitellata; Rhynchobdellida; Glossiphoniidae. Gene Ontology annotation, molecular function: protein binding. The transcript has 8 exons. The annotation marks the transcript as partial. The record is from RefSeq and is a predicted model, not a curated record.